UUCAUCGCACCUGAUUGAGUUAUAUCGCGACACUGCUCGAUCUGUCCAACAGCCUGCUCUACUCUGCAACAAACACCUACACAACACCACUAAAUAUGGCAAACAUCCUCAGUCUCGCCAACGAGACGCUCGACCAUGUGUUGAGUUACGUUGAUCCAAACGACUUCCCCGCCGCUCGCAGCACAUGCAGAAGAAUGCACACAUCGGUGAACGAGCGCUUCGCGUCAACAUACUUCUCAACCCGUCACCACGUCUUUUCUAUGUCAAGCAUGAUGACGCUGUACGAGAUCAGCGUUGAUCCAUUCUUCGCGCCGUUUGUACUGCACAUCGAGUUCAACACCACCUGGACAUUUGGCGUGGAGACAUUCGUGUACGAAACCAACACUUUCCCAUCAGACCACCCAGCAUACCUCGCCAGCAAGCCAACGUUCACAGAGCUUUUGGGCACCAUCAGGAUCUUGCUAAAGGCUUUGGAUAACUUGAAAGUGUUCCAAUCGAGUUUGGGUCUGGGGUUCAACGACUCCAGCCAUCUUGGACCCGUGUCCGAGCUGACACGACUCCUCCGUCACCAAGAUACGAAGCGUUUCGAGCGUUCUCCCACGGGCAACGUUUGUGCACUUGUCUUGAGUUGUCUCAGGUCAAAGGAAAUCUCUAUCAACACCCUCCAAUUCAGAGUCGAGGCUCUCCAUGCGUCUGACGUGAGACAGUUAAUCAAAGAAGAAAAAACUCUGGUGUGUGAGCACGACGAGCAUAACAUCUACUCAAUUUGCCCUGACAUGUAACUCAAGAUUGAGAUCGGCGAGGCUCGUGACGACAAGAUUCGUCCAUGUGGUCUUGUAUGGACGCCAAAGAACCACUGUCUCAAGAUCAAAGGCCUGGGAAGAUGGAGAAGAAUGUGUUUCGAAAAGGUUUCUUCUCUUACUCGCGACA
This is a messenger RNA of Aureobasidium subglaciale EXF-2481, 930 nucleotides long. RefSeq lists its product as uncharacterized. The transcript has 2 exons. Lineage: Eukaryota; Fungi; Ascomycota; Dothideomycetes; Dothideales; Saccotheciaceae. Gene Ontology annotation, molecular function: protein binding. Bases 96 to 782 code for a protein of 228 amino acids. The record is from RefSeq and is a predicted model, not a curated record.